CAACAAACUAACGUUAAUGAGCUGAUGCACGAUUAGACGGGGGAAAUACACGUCAACAACCAUGAUGAAACCUAAGCAGCCAGGGUCGCAGUGGUGAAAGGCGACUGAGCGGCAUGUUUUACCGAUAAAAUAAUCAAAAAAAUCAAUAUCAAUGUCUGUCAUAUCCGUAUUUACGAACAUCCCUACAGCUCCACCAAAACGGGAGUCUAAGAUUUUGGCUGAUUUCAGGAGAGACGCUCACCCAGAGAAGGUGAAUCUUGCAGGACGUGAGUAUCUUAAUGAAGAUGGCCAGACCACAGUACUUCCCCUCAUAUGGAAAAUAAAGCAACAAAUUGGAUCAGACCCAACCCUCACUCCUGGGUAUCCCCCACCUCUUGGUCUAACUGAACUGACCAAGAGAGUGGUGGAGCUCACACUGGGAAAAGACAGUCCUGCCAUCGUGGAAAACAGGGUGCUGGGGGUGCAGGCAGUGGGCUGUAUGGGAGCGGUGAGGCUGGGCGCAGAGCUGCUGAGGCGUUGGUGUAACAACAGCGCAUCCUGGAGUGGACCCAUCCUGCUGCCCUCACCCUGUGAUGACUCACUUGCCGAGACCUUUGAGGCAGCAGGGUUUGGGAAUGUGUGCUACUACCGCUACUGGGAUGCGAAUAGUUUGGGAGUGUGUGCGGAGAACGUGCUGAAGGAUCUGGAGGAGGCCCCUGAACAGAGUGUAGUUGUCUUGUCCGUCUCUGGCCACUACCCCACAGGUGCCGACCUCUCUGUAGAUGACUGGAAACUCGUGGCAGAUGUCAUGAUGCAGAGAAGAUUAUUUCCUUUCUUCCUGAUGUCAGAACAAGGCUUUUCUAAGAGCUAUGAGAAGGAUGCUUGGCCUGUUCGUCAUUGUGUGUCUUUGGGUCUGGAGGUUAUGUGUGCACAGUCCUUCUGCCACACAUUUGGCUUGUAUGGGGAGCAGGUUGGACACCUCCUGUGUGUGCUGAAGCACAACAGCUUCCUGCUGGCUGUCCAGUCGCAGUUGGAGAAGUCAGUCCAAACUCUGUGGUCCUCUCCACCAACAGGUGGUGCCCGUGUGGUGGCUACCGUCCUCAGUAACCCUGCACACCUUAUUGAGUGGCAGGAAGGUGUGAGGAGUCAGGUGGAGAGGUGCAUGCUAAUUAGGGAGCAGCUCAGGGAGAAACUGAGGCUGCUGGGAUGUCCAGGGCAGUGGGACCACCUGACCAAACAAACCGGACUCUACUGCUGCACUGGCCUCAGUGGUCAUCAAGUGGAGUUUCUGGGCAAAAGGAGACAUGUCUACCUCUUGGAUAUUGGGUGUCUGAAUAUAAGUGCAAUCAACAGCCGCAAUGUUGAUUACGUGGCAGAAUCCAUCCAUUUGGCUGUAACCACUCUUUGAUUUGUAAAAAUAGAUGACAAUGUUCUUUUCAUAUUCUUUAUGACUUACCUUUGCCCAUCCUGACAGUAUGCGACUAGGCCAUGGAUUGUGCAGAAUAGUGAAUAAGACAGUCGGAUUUUGCAUUAAGAUAUUGCAGAUAUGACAUUAAAUUAGUAUUCUUCA
Messenger RNA from Alosa alosa (allis shad), 1549 nucleotides. It is a transcript of the gene got1l1, whose product is annotated as glutamic-oxaloacetic transaminase 1 like 1. The record is from RefSeq and is a predicted model, not a curated record. Gene Ontology annotation, molecular function: L-aspartate:2-oxoglutarate transaminase activity; pyridoxal phosphate binding. Gene Ontology annotation, cellular component: cytosol. Gene Ontology annotation, biological process: L-aspartate biosynthetic process. The transcript is spliced from 8 exons. NCBI's taxonomy places the organism in Eukaryota, Metazoa, Chordata, Actinopteri, Clupeiformes, Clupeidae. Bases 152 to 1387 code for a protein of 411 amino acids.